CUGGUUUGGUUCAGUGUGGCUUGGCAGGUGGACCAAAUCCUGAGUGAUUCUUAGACGGGAGUAAAAUGAUUUUUUUAAGACACCUCUCUCUGUGUUGCAAUCUCCUCUUUUGUCUUCUCCUGGGUUGUGUGUCUGCAGAAAGCAUCAUAGCCACAGUGGGAGAAGAUGUUACUCUGAUAUGCAACUAUGACGCCAAGUACUACGGCAAGCUUUCUACAUGCUGGGGUCGGGGAGACAUCCCCAACAGGGGCUGUGCCAAUGAGGUGCUCAAGACAGACGGGACAUCAGUGAUCAGCAGACUGUCAGAGCGUUACCUGCUCAAGGGUGAUGUUGGUGUGGGAGAUGUGUCGCUCACCAUCAGGCAUGUUGAGGAGGGCGACUCCGGGACGUAUGGCUGCCGUGUGGACAUACCAGGCUGGUUCAAUGAUCACAAGCACCAGCUGACUCUGACGGUAGUGGCAGUACGCCCUAAUCCUCUGACGGUGGAGACGAGAGAGGUGAAGGAGAGAACUGUCACUGUUCGCUGGACUCCUGUGUUUGACGGCGGCAAGCCCAUUACAGCCUACAGGAUUGAUCUCAAAAACAAACAGGCAUCCUGGGAUACUGCAGUGAGUACCGAAGUCUCAGAUCCUGAACUGACUCAGCUGACUUUGGUGGAUUUGCGUCCGGCAAAGUCCUUCAACCUUCGCAUGUUUGCUAUAAACAGUGUGGGCAUGAGCGAAUCCAGCAAUGUCCUGACAGUCACAACUAAAGAAGCAGCCCCAGACGGUCCUCCCCUGGAUAUGAAGCUGGAGGCCCUCACUUCUCACAGUAUCAAGGUCACUUGGAAGCCUCCGAGGCUCGAACACAGAAACGGGGUUCUCCGGAGUUACAGCAUUAGCUACAGACAGUAUGACCCUGCAGGCAGAACGUACAAAAGGUGGCAGCACUUAAGUGUGAUGGCCACACGGGAACUAGAAAGCGUCGUCCUGAGCAACCUGAAGCCUUCUGCUGAAUACGGAGUGAUGAUACAGGCCAUAACAAGUGCAGGAGUAGGACCUUCCUCAAAUGCACCUCUCUGCUCAACUCUUGAUGAGGUUCACAUAACGUCAACAGCAUCAACAAUCAAAUCUUCUUCCACUGCGGCUACAACAAUCAAAUCUUCCACUGCGGCUACAACAAUCAAAUCUUCUUCCACUGCGGCCACAAUUUGGAUACAAAACACUUCAAGUUUCACUUCAGUUCGAACAGCAUCAACAAUUGAGACUGUCACUGCUGCCACUGUUUGGGGAGAAAGAACCACAAGUAUCACAUCAGUGCCCCCGGAUCCCCCUGUGAUUGAAUUAAAGCAGGUCAAAGACAAUACCAUUUCCCUUUUCUGGACUCCUGGGUUUGAAGGUGACAGCCCUAUCACUGGCUAUUACCUGGAGUGGAAAGCAGUUAACGCCUCGUGGGAUUACACGAAGACAGUUGUUUUCUUCAGCCCCAACCAGACAGAGACCACAAUAAUAGAGAUAAAUCCCUCAACAUACAACAUCCGCAUGUUUGCCAAGAACAGUCUGGGCACCAGUAAGGCUAGCAAUGUCCUCACCAUCACCACUGGAGAAGCAGGUCAUCAGGGAGUUGACGUCCUUACCACCAUAUCUACUGACACUCAUGUUGCUGCCAGCAUUGAGGAGAGUCAGAAUGGUCACCGAGCAGCCAUCGUGGUGCCAGUGGUGCUGCUGGUCUCGGUUGUUGCCAUAGUAACCAUGUGGCAGCUUAGACGAAUAAAACAGAAAAAAGGCAGCAUGAGCAUGUGGCUGACCAAUGAAUCUCUACGUUACAGAGGGUCCGAGCCACUACAAGAGCUGUAAAACUAUGAGUUACUCCACAGUUCAGGCUACGACAACACAAAUAAGCAGUAGGCUAGAUUACAUUUUGUGAAAUUUGUCAAAUAAGGUUAUAUAUACAUCUGUUUGUUAUGUCAUUGAGAUAUGAAACUUCCCCUGCGUGUUGAGUUGAUCAAACUAAUCAAAAAGAAAACUAAUCUUUUUUUCUAAACACUCAAAACAGAAGCUAAAAUCACAACACGAAUGCAGUGUUAAGAUGAGAUCUGCCUUUAUUUCCAAUAUUAUGUUGCAGCAUUUGUUGUAUUAGUUUGUCAUUCUUGUUGUUUCCUUUCUUUCUUACAAUAUAUAUUAGCACUAUAUUAACACUAUAAGAUAAGAUAAUCCUUUAUUAGUCCCGCAGCGGGGAAAUUUGCAGGCUUACAGCAGCAGAGAGUAAAGACCCUCAACAGGUCAUUAAAUGACUAUAGUACUAUUCUUAUGUGACUUCCUGUGUAAUGAAAUAAUACCAUUUUGCUUUAGGCUAUAACAAUAAACAUCCACAGCGUUUGUUCAGCAAAACUUUAUUUUAUUGGGUUAAACAUUUUGUGUCAUGUCGAAAAUGAAUCAUUACUUAUAAGUUACCAGCAGCAGCUGUACCAGAUGUGACUGUUUAAAAAUAUGCUCAAUGAAAUCAAAUGGUAAAAGUGUAAACAGUCCAACCACAGAUACUAACAUGAUGAAAGGUAGUUUAUGAAGUUGAGAUAAGAUAAGAAAAAAUCAAGUUGCAUUUAAAGAAAA
Messenger RNA from Anoplopoma fimbria (sablefish), 2588 nucleotides. Its product is annotated as cell adhesion molecule DSCAML1-like. The coding region runs from base 66 to 1835 and encodes 589 amino acids. Lineage: Eukaryota; Metazoa; Chordata; Actinopteri; Perciformes; Anoplopomatidae. Gene Ontology annotation, molecular function: protein binding. The transcript is spliced from 14 exons. The record is from RefSeq and is a predicted model, not a curated record.